Drosophila simulans is the source of this 520-nucleotide messenger RNA. RefSeq lists its product as uncharacterized. Bases 16 to 390 code for a protein of 124 amino acids. Lineage: Eukaryota; Metazoa; Arthropoda; Insecta; Diptera; Drosophilidae. The record is from RefSeq and is a predicted model, not a curated record. The transcript is spliced from 2 exons.
UUUGAAUACAAUAUUAUGCUAGAUGUAAUAAAAUUCGAAGGAUUGGCACGUGUUACUGGAACAUUGGAUAAUACGAUUGUGUACGCUGAGCUAGCUAUAAAUGUGGCAAACUUCAAGCUUCAUCUUAACGAUUUCCGAAUUAUUCAGUUCAGCAGUAUUCAAGUGGAAUUGGACCAAUCACGAUUAAUCAGGCAGAUGACCAGCAUUAUUUUAAGUCCAAUCACAAGUUUGUUUAAAGACGUCAUUACAAUGUCGAUAGCUGAUGGGUUAAAAGAACAAAUGCAAUCGACCUUGGAUGAUUUUAAUGAUGGAGAUCCUUUACAACUGCACGUAUUUGCAAAUAAACUACUGUCGAGAAAAAUUGCAAAUGUUUCGGAACACCAAAUGUAAAAAUAUUGCUUACAUAUUUAAUUUAUGUAUCUAAUAAUCUACAUAAUAUUCAAUUAUUUUUAAACUGUUAUGUAUUGUAUUACCUUUUUAUUACUUUUAUUUUCUUGCUAAUAAAAUCCUAAAUAACCGA